CCCGGCAGCGAGGGUCCCGGCAGCGAGGGUCCCGGCAGCGAGGGUCCCCGGCAGCGAGGGUCCUCGCAGCAGGAAAGCCGCCUCGAACAAACUGUUCACGAUGUCAAUCAAAAAGGAAAGUGCCCACAAGAAGUGGGCUGCCUUGAAGGAGAAGCUCGGACCCCAGGAGACCGACCAGUCAGAGGCCAACCUGGAAAAUGCAGAGCCGGAGCUGUGCAUCCGUCUGCUGCAAAUGCCCUCCGUGGUGAACUACUCCGGGCUGAAGAAGAGGCUGGAGAACAGCGACGAUGCCUGGAUGGUGCAGUUCCUGGAGCUGUCCGGGCUGGACCUGCUGCUGGAGGCCCUGGACAGGCUGUCUGGGCGAGGGGUGGCCCGGAUAUCCGAUGCCCUGCUCCAGCUCACCUGCAUUAGCUGUGUGCGAGCAGUCAUGAACUCCCACAAGGGCAUCGAGUACAUUGUCAGCAACGAGGGCUACGUCAGGAAACUCUUCCAAGCACUUGACACGACUAAUGUCAUGGUCAAAAAGCAAAUAUUUGAGCUCCUGGCUGCACUUUGCAUUUACUCAUCAGAUGGCCACUCUUUGGCUCUGGAUGCCUUGGACCAUUACAAGAGUGUGAAGAACCAGCAGUAUCGAUUCAGCAUCAUAAUGAACGAGCUGUCCAACACAGACAACGUGCCAUACAUGGUGACACUGCUGAGUGCUAUCAAUGCCAUCAUCCUGGGCAAAGAAGAGCUCAGAACAAGGACACAAAUCAGAAACGAGUUCAUAGGGCUUCAGCUGUUGGAUGUUUUAGACAAGCUAAGAGACAUCGAGGAGGAGGAUCUGCUUAUCCAGUGUGACACAUUUGAGGAGUUCAAAAUAGAGGAUGAUGAGGAAUUAUUAAGGAUAUGUGAUGGGAUAAACAUGAAUGAUCAUCAUGAGGUCUUUUCAUCUCUCUUCAAUAAAGUGAGCCGUUCUCCAGUCUCUGUCCAGCUCCUGUCCAUCCUUCAGAGCUUGCUGCACUUGGAACCAUCUCACCACUCCAGCCUCCUGCUGUGGGAGUCCUUGGAUGCCGUAGUGAACAGAGCCCUUUUACUCGCCAAUGACAUCCAGGGGAACACAGUUGAAGAAGUCAUUGAGAGGCUGCUGUCUAUCAAAAAACACCCAAACAAGCAAAAGCGAGCUGAAAACCGCCUGUCUGGGAGCACGGCCGGGGGCACCCAGGGUGAACCAGAACCUUGUGCACGUGCAGCUCGGUGUCCAGUGGGGUCCUCAAACCCCACCAGGGCACCAGUGACAUCCUCAGGACCACUGGCCAACGAGAAGAAGAUCUCAUCCUGCCAGUUCACAGCCUGCUGUGCUCUGCCAGAGAAAUCUAACCCUCCCUCCAACACUGCUCCCAACCCGGCACCUCCAGCCCCACCACCUCCACCCCCUGGCACAGCAGCCAUGAACCCCACAUCCCCCAUGACAAAUACACCUCCAGCCCCUCCACUCCCUGGCAUCCCUCCACCUCCACCCCCAUUGCCUGGCAUGGGGGGUAUUACCUCUCCUCCUCCUCCUCCUCCUCCUCCACCCCCAUUGCCUGGCAUGGGGGGUAUUACCCCUCCUCCUCCUCCUCCACCUCCAUUACCUGGUAUGGGUGGUAUCCCUCCACCUCCACCUCCAUUACCUGGAAUGGGGGGCAUCCCUCCCCCUCCACCUCCAUUGCCUGGCAUGGGUGGUAUCCCUCCCCCUCCACCCCCAUUGCCUGGCAUGGGGGGCAUCCCACCCCCUCCACCCCUCCUUCCUGGCAUGGCAGGAGAUCACAUAGAAGCUGUGGUGGCCUCCCAGUACAGCUGCUCCCUUGGCUUGGGCAGGCCUCCCCGCAAGGCGGUGAAGACACCAACGCUGAGAAUGAAGAAGCUGAACUGGCAGAAGCUGCCCUCCAACGUGGUGAGAGAGAGCCACUCAAUGUGGGCUUCUGUGAGCAGCAGCAGUGAGGAAACCAUCGAGCCCAACUACAGCAGCAUUGAGCAGCUCUUCUGCUUCCCACAGCCAACCCCCAAGGAGAAGACAGCAGCACCGGUGAAGGCAGAGCCCAAGGAGAUCACAUUUUUGGACUCCAAGAAAAGUCUCAAUUUGAACAUAUUUUUGAAGCAAUUUAAAUGCUCCAAUGAAGAGGUGACUGCCAUGAUCCAGAAUGGGGACCGGACCAAGUUUGAUGUUGAGGUUCUGAAGCAGUUGCUGAAGCUGCUGCCAGAAAAGCAUGAGAUAGAAAACCUGAAGGCCUUCAAAGAAGAGAAAUCAAAGCUAGCAAAUGCAGAUCAAUUCUAUCUUCUCCUCCUUCAGAUUCCUAGCUACCAGCUGCGCAUCGAGUGUAUGCUGAUCUGUGAGGAGACCACCGUCGUGCUCGACAUGAUUCAGCCCAAAGCUGAAGCCAUCCGGAGAGCCUGUGAAGAUCUUCUGACCAGUCAUCGCCUGCCAGUCUUUUGUCAACUGAUUCUCAAAGUUGGAAACUUCCUGAACUAUGGAAGUCACACAGGCGAUGCCGAUGGGUUUAAAAUCAGCACUUUACUCAAGCUAACAGAAACCAAAGCAAACCAAACCCGCAUUACACUGCUCCACCAUAUUCUGGAGGAAGUAGAAAACAGCCACAAGGACCUACUGGAACUGCCAAAGGAUCUUGAAUAUGUUUCAAAAGCAGCAGGAAUUAAUCUUGAUAUUAUACGCACGGAGUCCGGCACCAAUUUAAAGAAGUUGCUGGAGCUUCAGCGGAAAGUCUUGUCAUCAAAUGAGGAUGUGAAACAGCAGUAUGAGAAACCCAUCCAGGACAGCAUUGAUGCCUCCAGAAAACUGGAAGAAGAAUUUGAAACCAUUGAAAAGAAGAGAGAAGAGCUUGCAAAUUAUCUCUGUGAAGACCCAAGCAAGUUGUCCUUAGAGGACAUAUUUAGCGUCAUGAAGACCUUCAGAGAUCUCUUCAUCCGAGCCCUGAAGGAAAACAAGGACAGGAAGGAGCAAGCUGCCAAAGCAGAGAAGAGGAAAAAACAGCUAGAAGAGGAAGAGGGGAAGAGACAGAAGGGAGAAAAUGGAAAAGUCAUCAAGAAGGGGUUGAUGAAGCAGGAGGAGGUGUGUGUCAUCGACGCCCUGCUCGCCGACAUAAGGAAAGGCUUCACGCUGAGAAAGACAAAGAACAGGCACGAGUCAGAUGCAGUUCCCAAACCCUUGUCUGCAGAGGGCCCAGAGGAAAGCCAGUCUGGAGAGAGCGUUAAGGAUCUGCAGGCAGCAGGGAAGCAGAUUGAUGACAAGAUCAAACAACACAAGGAUGAUCAUCCCUCAGAAAGCACUCCUCCCUCAACCACUGCCCCGAUGGAGACAGGUGGAGGUGCUACAAAUGGUUCAGCAUCAGGCCAGGUAUUGUCUAAAAACAGUGCUGGAGGAGGUUUGCCACUGGAGUCCCAGACCAAGAGCCCCUCAGUGAGCACGGUGGAAGCUGAUGGAGCCAGUCAGAUGGAGCAGGCAAACAACGUGGAAAGCCUCCAGCCCAGCACAGAGAGCGGCUCCUUUGCCUUCUCUGUGGCUGACAUAGGCACAAGGAUAAGCUUUGUAAGCAGCAGUUCAGCCUCUGCUGGGAGAGACCAGCUCAGCUGGACUAACGGGUCCAUGUCAGGAGGCCAGGACAAGGAAUGCCCCGCUGAGGGUGCUCAGUCUGCUCCCUGCAGUGAGGCUCAGCAGGCAGAGUCUAAAGAAAUGGCCAAGGAAAAUGAAGACCCUGGUACAGACUCGCUGCUGGACACCUCUCAAGACAAGUCCUUCUCAGAGGAGCCAGCCACCGACUCCUCUUGUUCAGCAACUCUUCCCCCAGAGCAACCUCACAGUGACAGGGAAAAGCAGAGGCCAUCAGGGAAAAGGAAGAAGAAGAAGAGGCACAGCAAAAGCUACUCAGCAGAGGUUGAGAAUGAUACUGGAUAUAAUAAAACAAAAAGAGAUUGUGUGGCACAAUGAGGUGUCAUGGCAAGGCAGAAGGUAUGAGAGAACCUCUCACGUGUCCCUGGAGUGCUGCCAGCUUCUGAGACUCCAGGUUCUGCAUCAAUGAAAUGCCACCAUGGACAGCUUCUGCCCCAUGAAGACCCAUGAAGCCUCUCCUCAAGCAGCCUUUCACUCCCCUCCCCAGGACCUAAAGAGCCUCCCCAGAAACUUUGGAGCCCUCAGCCUGUGCCUUGCACUGGGCACCUGUAGGGGCAGGGGAUGGUUCUGUGCAUAGUGGCGGUGAAAGGGUCAGACCUGUCCUGGAAGCCAAGACUUCCAACCUGCUCUUAGGCCAAACUCCUCUUGAAAUGACAGCUGAGUGUGGCCCAAGAACAGACUGCAGUGUUUAGCCCUUGAAGAAGUGUUAAAAACAGCAGUGCCUCAACUAAAUUAAGGGUAUAGAUGAAGCAGUGGCUGUACCAUCACAGGUGAAAGUGGGUUAAGUCCCUCUUCUCAUUGCCCACUGACAACUUAUAUUGGGCCAGGCCCAAAACCCAGAUUAGACAAAUGUAUUUUUACUCUCAAUCACUGAAAGGAAGGAAAAUUGGUUACGGGGGGGG
Messenger RNA from Prinia subflava (tawny-flanked prinia), 4548 nucleotides. It is a transcript of the gene INF2, whose product is annotated as inverted formin 2. Gene Ontology annotation, molecular function: small GTPase binding; actin binding. NCBI's taxonomy places the organism in Eukaryota, Metazoa, Chordata, Aves, Passeriformes, Cisticolidae. The coding region runs from base 101 to 3964 and encodes 1287 amino acids. The transcript is spliced from 23 exons. Gene Ontology annotation, biological process: actin cytoskeleton organization. The record is from RefSeq and is a predicted model, not a curated record.